Molecule: messenger RNA, 765 nt
Organism: Scatophagus argus
Lineage: Eukaryota; Metazoa; Chordata; Actinopteri; Scatophagidae
Gene: mrpl34
Product: mitochondrial ribosomal protein L34
Exons: 2
Coding region: 103-477 (124 amino acids)
Biological process (GO): translation
Cellular component (GO): ribosome; mitochondrial large ribosomal subunit
Molecular function (GO): structural constituent of ribosome
Source: RefSeq, a predicted model, not a curated record
GUCUGAGCCAAUCAUUUCGCUUCAUAUUCGCAGGGAGGUUGGUAGGCAGACCUGUGACAUUCAUCGUUCUCAUGUCUGUGUCAGCUGUGUAAAUAUCUUAAAAUGAACAUUAUAUUGUCUCCUUUUUCCCGAUUGCGUGGAAUCACUCAUCUCACCAGCAUUCCUGCAGGGAACCUUGCUGUGACUCACAUCUCUCACCUCAGAUCAUUCAGUAACUGGAUUGUGCCCAGACCAGCUAUAGGACCUCAGAUUCUCAGAUGUGGGCCGCUUUCUUCGCAAGCUGAGGGGUCAGGAGUGUUCCAGCAGCUUCCGUGGCAAUACCAGCAGGUACGGACAAAGAAGAGAGGAACAGAAUACCAGCCUAAAAACAUCAAACGCAAGAGGACCCAUGGCUGGAUCAAGAGGAUGAGCUCACAAGGCGGCAUUGAGGUGGUCCUACGGCGCAUGCUGAAAGGACGGAAAUCACUCUCACACUGAAGGUUCCUAUUGGAAAGCCUUCAGGAAACAGACUUUUGAUCCAUUGAAUGCAUUGUGUUAACUGGUGAUACUGGGUGUGUGCUGGGUUUGGCACUCUGAAUGCAGCAGUAGGUAGGAGACUGAAAAGUGGUAUUUUGUUGAACAAGUUUGCCUACAUUCAAAAGGAGCCUGUUAGUAGAUAGCAGAAAGGAAGAAGAAGUGUGUCUUUUAAAAAUCUGUCAUCUUAUUUGUUCUCAAAUGAAAACACAAAUUGUGGUUAACCUGGAAAUAAAAAACAUCCCAGCAGAA